Molecule: messenger RNA, 778 nt
Organism: Eurytemora carolleeae
Lineage: Eukaryota; Metazoa; Arthropoda; Copepoda; Calanoida; Temoridae
Product: general transcription factor 3C polypeptide 6
Exons: 4
Coding region: 359-766 (135 amino acids)
Biological process (GO): transcription by RNA polymerase III
Cellular component (GO): transcription factor TFIIIC complex
Source: RefSeq, a predicted model, not a curated record
UAGUAUGGCGCUCACUGGGUUUGACAGAGCAGAGUUAGAGGAGAAGUUGGCAGACGCUGAACAGAGAGUUAUUAAGUCGGGUCAGCACAUCCAGGUGCUCGACCAGCAGAUCAAGGAGCUCGAGGUGCUCUACAAGCGCGCACAGAAAUCCAAGAAGCACGCUAGCAGAUACAAUCUUAGGCUUAAACUCAGUGUGUUAUCAGGAAUUAAGAUGAUGUACCAUCACUACCAGACCAGCAAACAAGAAGAGAUCACAAAGUUUCGAAAUGAACUAUACAGUGAUGAAUAUCAACUAGGAAAUCAUAGAAAUGAGCAGAUGUAACUCAUUGUUUAUCAAAUAUGGAAAUCAUUCACAGUUAUGGACUCCGAUUCUGAUUACGAGACCGAGGAAGAGACCUUACUCCACGUUGAGGUUUCAGGCCUUCUCCAGGAGGAUCUCCGGCUUAGCUCCUCUACUCCAGUCCGAUUCAUCCAACUAGACUCUGACCAACCUCUGGUACAGGUUGGAAACCAAGUUUUUAUUGGAGAAUUCCAGGAUACGGUGGGAACCUCGCUCUUCUUUUCCCAGUCGGAGAACAGGGAGGAGGUGGACCCCGUCUUCGGGAGACAGAUCACCACCAAGGUUGAGUAUCUCAACUCAUCCAGGAAAAAAUUAAAACUGAAACGUGUAUUUCUAAAAGGUAAACAGGAGUGUGGUCUCCCGCUUACCAGUGAUAAAAAACCUUGUGAAAACAAAGAACUAAACCAGCCGCAUACACAGGGUUAAUCUAGGAGUUAU